Molecule: messenger RNA, 3249 nt
Organism: Adineta ricciae
Lineage: Eukaryota; Metazoa; Rotifera; Eurotatoria; Adinetida; Adinetidae
Source: the annotation of a GenBank genome assembly
AUGUCCACCUAUGCUCAACCAACAGUGCUCUCCAGAUCAGGUGUAUUUCACCGUUUAGGAUCUCUUUUAACUGAUGUAUCUAGUAUAAACUCACUCGAAUAUCAAAUUCCCUUUUCGACUGAUCAAACAAUCAACAAUGAUAUCAUUGAUUUUGAAACAUCUUUUGCGCAAUUAUCAUACCGACAAGAUCUAUCAACUAUUGAACAUGUACAUAUUCGCUGUCGGCCAGCAUCUUCAUUUGAUCCAUCGAUUCACACGAGUCUAUGUGAAGUCGUACUUGGCCUAUAUCCUGACACGAAUCUAUCAGCAUCAUCGUCGUCUGCUAGUGAACAACCUGUCAUUGUACGUGGAGUGAUCGAACGACGCCAUCGUCGAAUUAAGGUAGGCGAUUGGUUGUUAGCAAUCAAUGGCAAUCGUGUGGAUUGCUUGAAUCUCAACGAUAUUUUAUCGAAAUAUUCUUCUACUCGCAAAGUACGUCUCACCGUUCGUCAUCCCGAAAUUUUCAAUUCGAAAUUUUCCUUGUUGCCACCACCACCGACCAUUUUGUCACCAGUCGAAGAAAAAAAACUGUCUCUACCGGAACAAAUCGAAUGCAUACACUCGAUACUUUAUUAUCAAAAGAAGCCAAAUGAAGGCUUCGAAUUAUUAUUUCAACAUCCUUCGCAAAAAGAUAUUUUCUUUGCCGUCGGAUGUGUUUUUCCGACACUAUUACAAGUUAUGCAUGAUAUGAAUGAACAGGAUAGUCUACUUCGCAGUGUAUCUAUCAAAUUAUCCGAACAACUUGUGCCCGUAUGUAUUGCAAGUGAUGAUAAUGUUUACUAUCUGAUAAUUAUUUAUCCUCCGAUCGAAAAUCUACAUAUUUGUUUACUUGAGCAACACACUGGACAAAUGAUCCGUUUGAUAAACUUCUUAUUUGGUUCGAUUUACGAUGGGUUGUUCAUGUAUACCGAAUCGAUUCAAUACUUUUUUGAUAUAUUUUUCUAUCGAUUAAAUCAUCUUCUGUCAUCAUCAGCAAAUUCAUCUCCAGUAUUGAAAAAUCUUCGUUUAAUCGAUGAAUUUUUACCUGCACAAUUCGGUAACAAUGGAACAUGUCCAACUUUAAUGUUGAACAACCAACAAUUACUAAUAAACAUCGAUUGUUUACUGAACCAACUAGAAUGUCAACGUUUCAAUGAAUGUCCAAAUGAAGAUGAUGUAAUCAUAAAUCGUUAUCGUCGAUCUUUUUUCCUCAAUGGUUCGAUCUUAUUUCAUCGUAGUUAUCUGUUGAUCAGUCAUUUAUCGAAUGAAUUAACAAGUGAUAUCUAUCGUUUCCUUCUUCACUAUGGACAUUUGAAUGUAGCACAGUUUCCUUGCGAAACAGGACAAUUAUUAUUAUUCAAGGAAAUUUAUCCGACGACUUCUGAAUCAAAAUCUCGAUAUUUCCUAGUAGUCUGUACUCAUGGCGAACUAACGCUAGCUGUGAUUAUUGAAACAGAAUAUGAGAGACAUGAUUUCAAUAUAUCACCUGAUCAUGGAAUAAUUCAACAGAUAAAGUUAACUUUAAAUGAUAUAUAUUCAAUCAUUCCGAAACUAUUAGGAAAUGCAUCGCCAUGGCAUCUCUCAUCGCCUUCAGCAUUUUUGAAAAAACAACUAAAACGAACUAUUUCAUUACCAUUAAUAGGAGGCUUUAAUCAAUCUACUAAACCCACUACAACUGAUGUCAACAUUUACGACACGACAUCCAUUGCAUCUUCUCACCAGCAUGAUCCAUCUGUAACUGAUGCUCGAGUCACACAAUUAGUCAGUCAACCUGAAUCACAAGAUGAAUUAUAUAAAAGUAGUCGACAAUCAUUUCGAUCUUCCACAUUGUCUCUCGAUGAUGCGCAACCGAAUAAAAAUCUGCAAUUGAAUCUCUCAACUUAUCGAUUACAUCCUGGUGCUUAUUCAACCAUAUUUUACUAUUUAGAUUUUCAAUCCGUCCGAGGUUUACUCAUAGCGCCCUAUUUUACUUUGGACAAACUCACUCAUACAACAUUGCUUGAUCGAUUAUUGUUCGAAACGAUUCAGCAAACAUGCAUCUAUAUACGACAAAAACAUUUUUCUCAAUCAACACAAACAAAAGCGAGCGGCUUAUUCAGUAGAAAAUCUCGUCCGAAAUAUUCCGAAAUCGGUUGUCAAUUCGCUUUGAACACCGAUUCGGACAGCAAGAAGAAAAAAGAUGCAAAUCUAUUUCAAUUUUGGAUCGUUGGUAGAAAAUGUUUUCAACCAAUUGAACACGAAUUUUUUGUUUGCUAUUAUGAUUCAAUCGCGCAAAAUAUUACUGAAUUAGCAUUCACAAUUGGAAUGUCAUCACAUCGUUUUUCGAUGUCUCGUUCUACAUUCCUGACGACAACGUCGUCAUUUGAGUCAAGUGAGACUCCCGCUCUUCCGACAACAACAAAUCCCAAAGCAGAUCAUACACGUGCUCUUCAUUUUCAUCACCGUCUCAUGCCGACUAUUUCUUCAAGUAGUCGAUCCAACGAAACCGUGCCCGUUCGUGUUGUUCAAUCAUCUUCAACCACAGAUUCAACAACAACAACAACAAUUACCACAAAUACUACUCAACAUAAGUCAGUAGUACGUCUUAAUCCGAAAAGUAAAAGGAAUACAAGAGAUAAACGUCGUGCGACUGGUAUUCGACCGGACGAUGUUAUGUCAGCGAAUGCAUUGAAUGAUACUCCUUUCAACAAUGAUGACGAAGAGGACAAUACAAAUCCACACAAUCAAUUCAUUACAUUGACUAGUGUCGAACCCAGUGAAUCCAUGGUUCAUAAUCGAACGAGUUCUCCCAAAUCUGUAUUUACAGUCAGCCGAGUGCAACCGACAUUCGACGAGAAUACCAGACAUACAUUCGAUAAACUAACAAUUUCACGAGCAGAUCCUUAUGCAAUAACAUCAACCCCAUCAACAACAAUUUUCCAGCCUACUGAGUUUAUUGUUCGUCGGCAACCAUCAAUUGAUGAUUCUUCAACGAUGAAAUGUCGACAGCUUGAAGAACGUAUUCGUGCACUUGAAAAUCUUGUGCAUGAAAAAGACUCGAUUAUUCACGAUUUACAACGAAAACUCGAUAACACGACUCGAGACUUGAAUGAUGCCGAACAACAAAUCUAUAUCCUGCAACGAGAUAAACUAACAUUGAUCAAAGCUUUGACGAACUUGGAAACAAAUUCAUCUGGUGGCACAGAUCAUUCUGCGUCUACAGUUCGAACUGGUUUCAUCACAAGAAAUUGA